Molecule: messenger RNA, 7188 nt
Organism: Colias croceus (clouded yellow)
Lineage: Eukaryota; Metazoa; Arthropoda; Insecta; Lepidoptera; Pieridae
Product: probable serine/threonine-protein kinase DDB_G0278901
Exons: 12
Coding region: 450-4004 (1184 amino acids)
Biological process (GO): BMP signaling pathway; cellular response to growth factor stimulus; protein phosphorylation
Cellular component (GO): plasma membrane; signaling receptor complex
Molecular function (GO): transforming growth factor beta receptor activity; ATP binding
Source: RefSeq, a predicted model, not a curated record
UGUGUUUGUCAACAUUCUAUCGAUCUUGUUUUAUUAAUUAAUUUUAUGAAAUCUGUUUUAUAACGUGAAUCAAUCGAAAAUUUAAACGAAAAAGCAAGUUUUUAAUACAUUUGUUACCAUAAAGUUCUCGCCCUUAAAUUUUAAAACGUUUAGCAUAAGAAAACAACGCAUUUAGCUAUUCUACUUAGAUUUAAUGAAUUUGUGUGAACUAUCAGUGUUAUAAUGUAUGAAUUGUUAUAAAUAUUUAUUGUUCGAAGUGUAUUAAUUAUAGAGCGUGCACUCAGAUUGUUAUCGUAGACCCUUACUUCAAUUGCGGAAGAAAAAUCAAUAAUGCAGUUCCGUUCUUACAUCUACGCCGCAUUCUGUUAAAGAAAAUUAACUAAAACUUAAUCAACAAUAACGAUGUGCCUCAAGAAUACGUUUAUCAUACCGAAUUUAUAAGAAAAAACAUGGAAGGUGUACUUUCUCAGAGAAUGUCACCACUUUUGAAAUGUAUAAUUUUAUUCCUAUUUAUUUUCACGGCGAAAGUGCUCACGUCUCGUCCUCAAGAAUCUACGGAUACCAGGAAUAGCAUUCAUCACGUAAAACCUUCGCAUUAUGUUAGAACUUUCACCAAAUACCACCACCGAAGGACAAAUCAAUGGAAUAACAUGCAUGAUACUGGAUACUGGCCAGUAUAUGAUCACCCCAAACAUAUAGGAAAAAGAAGUGUUCCAAAUUCAAAUGAGCUAAAUACACCUGAUAAAGACUUGAAUCAGUUGGUCUCUGACUCUGUUAGAGGCAACAUCAUUGGAGUGUCUGAUAAAACAGUAGUUAAAGAGGAAAUAACCAAUGAGGUUAAGAAAUAUAAGCCCAAGGUUACUACUGCAGUUCCAACAACUCAGACCAAUAUAACAUGUCUGUAUAAGAUUCAUAAUGUGGCUUUGAGUGUUACUCCAUCCUACAAUGAAGACAAAAAUGCACAGCUUAUGGUGGAAAAUGUCAUAUUUGACACCGGUACACUAUCGGAGAUGACGCUCCCUGAUGGGGAGGUGGUGCAAGUCGAACAAUGCACGGACCCUCGCGCGUAUUGCUACACGCUGUGGCAUCAAGAUAAUGAGGGAAACAUCACUGUACUUGGACAGGGUUGCUGGCGUUCCUCGCACGGUGGGAAUAGCUGCGAUAAAUGCACGCGGGUGACCGCCCGCCUGCCCGGCAGCAAGUUCUGUUGCUGUACAAAGAGCUACUGUAAUGCUGAUUUUACAUCCCUACGCGAAGAAACGGUGACAAUAAAAGCGGAAUCAACAAUGGAAAGCGCGGCAACACACCCGAACUAUUCUAGCGCGGUCGCGGCGGCCAUCUUGGCGUUAGUCGCCAUCUUGUUGAUGGCUAUCGUGUUUAGAAAAGUGUACUGCAAUAGGAUCGAAUUGGAUAAGGAUGAAAUGAGCGAUGGUGUGGAUUUGGAGAAAGGUGACGUCAUGGGCAGUGGUCCUGAUGCGUUAGCAACUGGUCUGUCGUGCGUUGAUAAUCUUACGCUUAUUGAACAUAUAGGCCAAGGUAAAUUCGGUUCAGUGUGGCGCGGGAGUCUAGGUUCGACUCCCGUCGCCGUGAAACUGUACACCAAUCCGAGCGCGUGGCAGAAGGAGGCGGCGAUAUAUGCGAUACCGCAUUUAGCGCAUCCGAAUAUAUUGAGAUAUUAUGGCAGCGACAGUCGUCCCUCAUUAACGGACGCCGGGGGACGGUCCCACCUACUAGUGCUGGAGCUAUGCCCCAUGUCCCUGAGGGAGCGGUUGAUACAGGCGCCAAUAACGUGGUUGGAGUUCGCCACGUUGGCCCAUGGGUUGGCGUCCGCGUUGGCGCAUUUGCAUACGCCAUCUGGCAGCAAGCCCUGUAUAGUACAUCGCGACGUGAACAGUGGUAAUGUGUUAGUGGCCAGCGAUGGCACAGCAAGGUUGGCCGAUUUAGGAUUGGCCCAAGCUUUGACCCCACGCCGGGAUAAUACAGCGCCGAGUCGGAUUACUGAGGCGGGCACGCUCCGCUACCUAUCCCCCGAGGCGCUCGAAGGAGCCCUAGACCUGACCGGAGCCCGGUGCGCUCUAUGCGCGGUGGACGUGUACGCGCUGGGGCUGGUGCUGUGGGAGCUGCUGUGGCGGCGCGCCGGGCCCGCGUACGCGCCGCCCUACCACGCGCACGGCCUGCCGCACAGGCCCACGCUCGCGCAGAUGCAGACGCUAGUGUGCCGUAACAAAGCAAGACCGCCAUUACCACGUGGCCCCGUAUCGGAGGCGAGAGCUUUGAAGAUAGCAGCGGAUACUUGUGAGGAGUGCUGGGAUCAUGAUGCGGAGGCUAGAUUAACCGCUGUAUGCGUGGAAGAGCGCAUGGCUGAACUGAAACUGAUGCUGCUCGUGCAAGGGCCAGUUAUUCAUGAUAACAAUUUACAUCCAAAUCAACCAGAGACAAACACGCAAAUAACACCAAACGAAGUUGACAAGAACUCCAACUGCGUGCCGCUCCAACACGGUGACGUCACAACCCCCCUCCUAUACCCGCACGCACACAUCGGCAGGAACACGUGUAUAGAACGUAACACCAACACAAACACACAGACACACACAGUCGAACUCAUACAUAAGAGCCUCAAAGACAUAACAGCUCCUACGGAACCAAAACCUCCAUCGGUCACCGAAAAUUGUCUAUCCGUAGCGAGGAUCAGCCAUAAUAGAAUGCAUACACAAGAAAAUUCGGACAGAUUGAACGAAAUUCGAUCGUACCAAAGGCCACUAGAUUACGUGCAAAACGACGUAAGCGCCCCCGAAGAAAGAGGCCCGAAACAAACUAACCUAUUGCAAGAGCAAAAAGACAAAAAGUGGGGUAUAAGAAAGUUCUUCGAGAAGAAAUUGAACAAAACACCAAAAGAGACAGAAGUUAAAUUGGUCGCGGAAAAUGUUACGCAAAAUGGCAGAACUAAAACGUCAGUUGUGGAUAAGCCUAGCAACAUUGACUUUGAUAGACCUACCAAUCUCGGUAUACAAGACAGACCCUAUAACUUCGAAGCACCGUGUACAUUAUCGCCGCCAAAUAAAACGCUUUCUCCAACAAUGCUAAUGGAGUCAGACAUGAAUACAGUAUUCAGAGAACUUCCCGCUAGAGAUAACAAUGAUAGGAACCAAAUAUUCGCCGUCAUAGUGCCUAAAGUGAAGCAGGAAUUGAACCAAAACAAAAUUAAAGGCAGUUCUGAAAGUCUGAAUAAGAGAUCGGUCAGAACGUCCAUGUCUUCACAGAGUAUGAAGGCUGGGCAUUCAGAAUCUGAAGAUUCGACUCUGAAAAAGCGUCUAAGCUGUGACAAUCCUAUCAUAAAUAGCGCAGGAUCGUCGCGAGCGAGUAUUAACUUAGAGCUCCAAUAUCUACCCAACCAAACAGACAAUUUUAACAACGACAGUCCGUUCGAUAUGAACUCAGACUGUUCAAGCAGUGAGGACGAACACCUAAUGCUUUUGUCAGAAAACAAUGGCGCGAAAAUAACAAUACAAACUGUAACAAAACCAAGUGAAAACGAUAAGAAAAAACACCAAAAUGACGUCCUAAAAGAAGCGAGUCACACAAAAACUGACUUCACGUUCAAUAAAUUCCAAAAUAAAUACACGAAUUUCGACAAUGAAUUCAGCGAUUCAAACGAUAAAGAGAACUUAGUCAAUGGUUAUAGCGGCGAUAAUCCCGUGUACAUAGCGGCUCUGAACGGGGAAAUAGACACGAGUGAACUAAAAAUCUUGGAAGAGCAAAAGAAACCGUCUUUAAAAUCUCUAGCAAUCAAACGGCAACACUCUUUAGAGCAAGUUAACGAGAUAUUUUCCUCCUCUGGUGAUUUAAACUUGCAGAAUCCUGCUGGAAGGGUAAAAACGCCAGGGGACUUGCCAGUCGCUAUACGCAGGGCCAGAAGGGACAGGGCCCUGCAAAAGGGCAGGGCCAGUGAAUGCAACAGGUUGAGCUUGUAUGACGACAGAAUGAUGUUCGGAAACAGUCUUUAAUUUUUAUGCGUUUUUCAGAAAAAAUAUUGGUGUAAAGUCACGUAUUUGUGUUGACUUUGUUAAGCAACAGUUGAUUAAUGUUGCUUAAGUUAAUACGUAACAUGUUAAUAGCAACUUUACAACAUAUUGAUUCAACUGUGUUGCUAAAUGACUUUUCAACAUGCAUUAUCAAGUCUGCAACACGCAGUACUGUGAGCAACAUGUUAACAACAAAUCAGUAACAUUCAACAUCGUUGUUAAACUACUUUUCAACGCGUGUUAUCAACUCUGCACGAGCAGUGUUGUAAGCAACAUGUUGCCAACAAUUAUGCAACAUAUUUCAAUUUAAUUUUGUUGCUAUACAACUUUUCAAAAUGCUUUAUCAAGUCUGCAACAAGCAGUGUUGUUAGCAACAUGUUGACAACAACUCCGCAACAUUAUGUUGCUUAACAAAUGUUAACUAUGAAUAUGGGGCUUUAUCUAAAUAAAUAGUUAAGUUUACAGGCAUUCCAUAAUAAAAAAUACCACAUUGCACUUGCAAGUUUAAAAAUGGCGGGUUUUUUGGCUUUUUUAUAUUAUAAUUAUUAUAUAGUGUGUUACUGUAUAAGUGUAGUUUUUUUGACUUUGCUUUCUUUUAAAGCGGUCUGAGAAUUUUAUACACAUUUAAAAGUUUUUUACUUGCACUAUUACUUUUUUAAACACGUUUCUUAAUUUAUAAAUGUUAUGUAAUUUUUAUUAUAUGACUUAUUGAAUAUAUUACCACUUAUUUACAGGUUUUUGUAUUUAAGAACUUUUUUUGCUAACACUAAUUGAUUUCAAAAAAAUCGUAAAAAAUAAUUACAUCAAUAAUUCGUGUAAAAUUAUAAAAAAUAAGAAAAAAAUGUUUUUAAAGAUUUCGACAAAAUUUAGUUUUUUUAACAAGUCAUGGAGUAUUUUUUUUAUCAAAACUGCCGUUUAAAAUGUUGCUAAAUGCUGGUAAAUAUGUUGAAGUUCUAUUCAAACAAACAAUAUUUUAUUUUACGCACAUAUUUUUUUCAACACAGAAACAUAGAUAAUAAAUAUAUCGUAUAAAACAAAAUUAAAAAAAUCGUUGCAUAGAUAUUAUUAUGUUCUAUUGCAUUUACACUUAUAUUAGCAAUCAUAGAAAACACAUAUUGUUGUAUAAUUUUUUAUUUGUUUUUUAUUUGCAAAUAUUUUCAAUAAAAUCGAGUUUAAAAUAAUAAAAAAUAUUCUUAAAGUUCGUUACAAUGUUGCUAAUGAUGCUGUCUCUCUCUUACACUGAUGUAUUUGUUGUUUAAGAGAGAGAUAGCAUUAAUUUUUUUUAUGUCUUAUGAGAUCAACACAUGAAAAAACAUUAUUGUAUUUUUAUUUGAAGGCGAAAUAAACUUUCAUGAUUUUAUUAAUAAAAAGGUUAUUACUUAAAUUGAGUGUCAAAAAGUAUAACGCGUCUAACGUCUUAAAAUUGUAUACAAUUAUUAUAACUCUCUUAUUUUAAUAUUUUAUUUAUAAUCUAUCUUAUGUCAAUCGUCGUUUAAAAAUUGGCUGACACAUUAUUACAAAAAAUAUAGAUUUUGGAUAAAGCAUUUCAAAAUUGUGUCCAUACAGAUGAAAAAAAAGAAAAAAAAAUGUUCGCCGUGAAAAAAUAUAUUUUAUCAUAAAAUACUCUUAGAUUGAACGUAGCCGUAGGUAGAAAAUAGUACAAACCAGAUCUUUAGUAAUAAUGUUAUAAGCACUAUAAAACAAUAUAAUUCCAUAGAACCUAUCCUAUGAUGUGAGUUGAAUCCCUAUUCCAUUCGUAUUAUAAUUAUUAUGAAUUAUUACCUCACAUUUACAUUAAGAAUUUACAUUAGUGUUAAAAGUUUAAUAUUUUAGCGUCGCGAGCGCCUCUAGCGGCAAAUGUUGUUACUAAAAACUACCAAUAAAAAGGAAAGAUAUAUUUGUCUAUUUCACUCAUUGUAUACAACAUUGAAUGGAUAUCUGCUACCUAUAUCCGGUAUCUCACUUGCACUUAUAAAACAAUUGUCUGCUAUGACGAUUUUAAGGACCAAGUGUUUAGAAGUAUAUUUGUCUCCCUCGCUCUGUGUAUAAAACAUAGAAGGCUGUCUCUUUUGCACUCGUAAAAAGGUUAUGCCAUAUAUUAAUAUGUUAAAUUUAAAGUUGAUUCCGAAAUUGGCCACUAGGGGCGCUGUAGACGACUCGCUUCUAUCGCAUUUAAUAUAAUAUUUGGCGUUAAAAUCUCAAAAAUAUUAAUUUCUCUCUACAAAGUUGUACCUAAAGUGUAUUGUAUUGUCUUUAAGUGUAGUAUUUUGUAAUGACAUGAAGUUUAUGCUGUCUGCGUUUCUGUUUUAAGAUAACAUCACAGAAUAAUGCAUCUUAUUCUCUGAGAAAUAAGAUUGAGAAUUCUUUGAUUACGAUCUAUAAGAAGUGCGUCUAACAUUGUUGUGAUCUUAAAACAGAAAUGGUUUUGCUUUAAAUUAUUAUAUUUAAGUUAAUUUAGCCUUCCAUUAUUGUUUUUUCUUUUGUUUUUGUGUUGAUGCUUUGGGGUCCAAAUAAUAAUUAUUAUUUUGUAUUUGAAAUAACAUCGAUUUAAAAUAGAACAUUCAAAAUCUGAAAGAAUUUCAAACUGUAUUUUUGUGUUGUUAUUACAAACUGUAUUUAUUACAACAUUCCAAGUUUUGUUUUUAUAAUAAUUUAAUAUCUUUGUAUAACAUCAAUUCAUUUUUUUUUACAACGCGUCCUAUAAUAUGUAUUUAGUUCAUAUUUUAAUUGUUUGGUUACUAUCUGCACCAAUACGACCUAAAGAAUGAGAAAGAUAACAUGCAGGUGGCUUCCGAUGAGUAAACGAAAUAAAAAGCUGCCAAUUUGAAAAUUAAUAUUUACUGAUAUAUGUAUUUCUCAAAUAACUAAGAAUGUUAGAGACAGACAGAUAAAACGCUAUUAAAUAUAUAUUUUUUAAUAUCCCUAGUUAUUUGUACCCCAAUGCAAAUCCAUUUUGAAGUACAAGAAUUUGUUUUGUAUCCUUUUUUUAUUGUUUUAUGUUAUUUAAUUUAGUUAAAUGUGAUUUAAUUUGUAUAUAGUUAAGUUGAUUACGGGCCAUGUUAGAUUUUCGUUAAGUUUAUUUUAAAUUCGAUAUAUUACGUACGUUUUAUUUUGAGACAGUGAUUUUAGGUAAGAUGUUUGUUUCUAAUAAAGGGACAGAGAAAAA